CUGUCUCUCCAGGUAGUCUGCACCAGGACCUGGGACAUCCAGUACCUUCCACUCAGACACGAUGAGCACAAUGGUGCCUGUCCUGCUGUCCCUGCUGCUUGCUGUGGGUCCUGCAGUCACCCAGGACACUCAAAACAGGCCUUAUUCUCUGACCUACCACUCCAAUGGGGUAUCCAAGCCCAAGGAGGGCUUCCCCAGUUUUCAGGCAACUGGCUACCUCAACGACCAGGCCUUCUUCCACUACGAUAGUGAAACUGAAAAAGCUGAACCCCUGGGCCCAUGGAAACAGGUGGAAGGAAUGGAGGACUGGGAGGAACUAAGUAAAUUUCAAAAGGCCAGGGGGGACUUCUUCCUGAAGAACCUGAAAGACAUCAUGGGCUACUACAAGGACACAGGGAAUCACACCAUGCAGGAAAAGUAUGGCUGCAAACUUCAGAAUAACAACUACUGUGGGGCAUUCUGGACGGUUGCUUAUGAUGGACGGGACUACAUCAAGUUCGACACAGAAAUCCCAGCCUGGAUCCCCCUGCAACCAGAAGCUCUGAAAACCAAGGUGAAGUGGGAGACAGAAGGCUCUGUGCAGCGGGCCAAGGCCUCGCUGGAAGAAGAGUGCACCGGGAAGCUGCAAAAGUACCUGCAAUUCAGCAGGCCCUUCCUGGACCGUCAAGACCCUCCCUCUGUGUCAAUCACCAGCCAUGUGAACCCAGGAAACAUCAGGACCCUCAAGUGCGUGGCCGACAACUUCUACCCAAAACCGAUCAGUAUGUACUGGACUCAGGCAGACAGUGUAGUGGAGACUGAGUCAUGGGGAGAGGGUCCUCUCAGUGAAAAUGGCACUUACCAGUCCUGGGUGGUGGUGAAAAUCCUCUCUUUGGACAGAGGCCCUUACUCCUGCCACGUGCAGCACAGCAGCCUGGCCCAGCCCCUUACUGUCACAUGGAAUGAGAGUCAGUAACCAGGGGCUAACAGCAUCUCCGGGUCCGGAGACUAGUAGGCACCCUUUCAUCGGGACAUGAGAGAUGAGCUCUAGAAUGACUGUCAUCGCCAUCAGCAAGGCCCAAGAGGAACAGUGAAGGGGACGGAGAGGUGGUGAAUUUGGAGACACAAAGCUUCAAUGCUGAGCACUGAGCUGACUCACUGCUACAUUCCCUCUCUGAACCCAUUGUCUAUUCUGUGGAAUCUAAUCACACUAAACAACUAGCCCAUAGGAAAAAUAAAUCCGAUUAUUGUAUUGCUAAAAGCUG
Myotis davidii is the source of this 1244-nucleotide messenger RNA. It is a transcript of the gene AZGP1, whose product is annotated as alpha-2-glycoprotein 1, zinc-binding. Bases 62 to 955 code for a protein of 297 amino acids. The transcript is spliced from 4 exons. The record is from RefSeq and is a predicted model, not a curated record. NCBI's taxonomy places the organism in Eukaryota, Metazoa, Chordata, Mammalia, Chiroptera, Vespertilionidae. Gene Ontology annotation, biological process: immune response. Gene Ontology annotation, cellular component: external side of plasma membrane.